CUCCGGAUUCCCCCUCCGGGACCCCCCGACCCUUAAUUAACCCCUAAUUAACCCUUAAUUACCGCCCUGCCUCUCCUCCGGGACACCGCGUCCCUUAAUUACCCCCUAAUUAACCCCUAAUUAACCCUUAAUUACCCCCCUGCCUCGCCUCCGGGACACCGCGUCCCUUAAUUAUCCCCUAAUUAACCCCUAAUUAACCCCUAAUUAACCCUCAUUAACCCCCCCGGCCCCUUAAUUCCCUAAUUAACGGAUUAAUUAAUUGCCGCCCCCAUGCCCAGGGGGUUCCAGCAGAUCCAGGAGGAGGAGGAGGAGGAUGAGGGGGGUCUCCUCCCGGCCCCGGGGGGGUCGCCCCCCGCGCCCCCCGCCGCGCUGACCCCCACGCUGGCGCUCACGGUGUUCGCGGCCUCGCUGAGCUCGCUCGGCUUCGGCUUCAACAUCGGCGUCAUCAACGCGCCCCAGAAGGUGCGGGACCCCUCCCCAAAUUCCCAGAGACCCCUCCCCGAAUUCCCAGACCCCUCCCGGAGACCCCUCCCCAAAUUCAGGAGCCCCCUCCCCAAAUUUCACCGAACUCUCCUCAAAUUGGGGAGAGACAAAAUCCGGAGAUCGCUCCUCAAAUUGGGGAGAUCCACCCCCGAGACCCCUCCCCAAAUUCC
Passer montanus (Eurasian tree sparrow) is the source of this 653-nucleotide messenger RNA. RefSeq names its product solute carrier family 2, facilitated glucose transporter member 4-like. NCBI's taxonomy places the organism in Eukaryota, Metazoa, Chordata, Aves, Passeriformes, Passeridae. The transcript has 2 exons. The record is from RefSeq and is a predicted model, not a curated record. The annotation marks the transcript as partial.